AUGCGCCUGUAUCCGCGGCUUGGGGGCGCCGCGGCGCUCCGGCUGCUGCUGGCUGCCCACGUGGUGGCGGCAUUCGAGCCUAUCACUGUGGGCAUCGCCAUCGGGGCCGCGUCGGCGCUCACCGGCUACCUGUCUUACAAGGACCUGUACUGCCGCUUCGCCGAGUGCUGCCGCAGCGAGCGGCCGCUCAAUGCGUCGGCCCUCAAGCAGGACUUGGAGGAGAAGCUGUUUGGGCAGCAUCUGGCCACAGAGGUGAUUCUCAAGGCGCUGACCGGCUUCAAGAACAACAAAAAUCCCAAGAAACCACUGACUCUCUCGUUACACGGCUGGGCUGGCACAGGCAAGAAUUUUGUCAGCCAAAUUGUGGCUGAAAAUCUUCACCCCAAAGGCCUGAAGAGCAACUUUGUCCACCUGUUUGUGUCGACCCUGCACUUCCCUCAUGAGCAGCACAUAAAACUGUACCAGGACCAGUUACAGAGGUGGAUCCGGGGUAACGUGAGUGCAUGUGCGGGCUCCGUGUUCAUAUUUGACGAGAUGGAUAAGUUGCACCCGGGAGUCAUUGACGCAAUCAAGCCGUUCCUAGAUUACUACGAGCAGAUUGAUGGCGUGUCUUACCGGAAGGCCAUCUUCAUCUUUCUCAGCAACGCAGGUGGGGACCUCAUAACUAAGACGGCCCUUGACUUCUGGCGGGCUGGGAGAAAGAGAGAGGACAUCCAGCUGAAGGACCUGGAGGCCGUGCUGUCUGUCGGAGUCUUCAAUAACAAACACAGUGGCCUGUGGCACAGCGGCCUGAUAGACCGGAACCUCAUCGACUACUUCAUCCCCUUCCUGCCCCUGGAGUACAGACACGUGAAGAUGUGCGUGCGGGCGGAGAUGAAGGCCCGCGGUUCCGCCAUCGACGAAGACAUCGUCACUCAAGUGGCAGAGGAGAUGACCUUCUUCCCGAAGGACGAGAAGAUCUACUCAGACAAGGGCUGCAAGACUGUGCAGUCACGGCUGGAUUUCUACUGA
Molecule: messenger RNA, 1011 nt
Organism: Rangifer tarandus platyrhynchus (Svalbard reindeer)
Lineage: Eukaryota; Metazoa; Chordata; Mammalia; Artiodactyla; Cervidae
Source: the annotation of a GenBank genome assembly